Messenger RNA from Cyphellophora attinorum, 2097 nucleotides. RefSeq lists its product as uncharacterized. The record is from RefSeq and is a predicted model, not a curated record. The transcript has 4 exons. The coding region runs from base 1 to 2097 and encodes 698 amino acids. NCBI's taxonomy places the organism in Eukaryota, Fungi, Ascomycota, Eurotiomycetes, Chaetothyriales, Cyphellophoraceae.
AUGACCGCGCGAAGCAUCGCCAAGCUCACUGUCCUCAACUACCAGCUCCAACGCCGCUCUUCUACGCAGUCGACUCGCCCGCUGGUUGUGCCGGUUCUGCAGCUUCCGACGCCUUCUAGGAGUCCGGAUCAGACCGACGAGCUUCACGAAGUAGAUGUCGUUGUCGCUGUGGAGUCCGUGGAAGUCGUUGGGGAAGGAUCUGUCGUCGUGGCUGGUUCUGCUGACGCUGAAUCUGUCGUUGUGGCAGGCUCUGCCGACGCUGUAUCUGUGGUUGUCGCAGGGGUUGCCGACGCUGGAUCGGUUGUUGUGGCUGGUGCUGCCGACGUUGAAUCGGUUGUUGUGGCUGGUGCUGCCGACGGUGAAUCGGUUGUUGUGGCUGGUGCUGCCGACGGUGAAUCGGUUGUCGUGGCUGGUGCUGCCGACGCCGGAUCGGUUGUCGUGGCUGGUGCUGCCGACGCUGAGUCGGUUGUCGUGGCUGGUUCUGCCGUCGCUGUACUUGUCGUCGUAGCCGCUGAGUCUGUCGUAGCAGCCGGUACAUCCGUCGAAGAAGCAGUUGUAGAUCCUGGCGCAGGAGAGGUGCUCGGGCCGAAUGUUACCGUGUUUUCUGCAGAAGAAGUCGUUGCAGUAGCGAUGCCGAGUGAUGCCGAGCUUGUGCCGACAUUCGCGUUGGCGCUUGCGGGACUCGUACUCGAGUCCGAGGUUGCUGUAGGCGGGCUCGACGAGAGUGUCGUUUCGGUAGCUGGGCUCGAGCUGGAGCUGGUAGACUCCGUAUUCGGGUCAGUGGCGGUCGCAGAGGGGUCAGCCGAUGCAGGUCGGCCAGUCACCGAUGGACCAGAUGACGCUGGUGUGCCAUCAGUGGAGGUGAACGGACCGCCGUCUGUGGUGCCAUUACUCUGGGGCGGAAGCGUUGUGAAUGUUGUGUUGCUUGAGGCCGGGACCAUGGUAAUCGUUGUCGGAGACGAGUCUGUCGUAACUGUGGUUGGAGAUGUCGAAGUGAUUGUAUCACUGGUGUUCGUUGGCGAAGCCGUGGAGAAUGCUUCUGUGGUUGUCUCACUCGAGCCUGCGGGACUGGGGGUCGCGCCCGAUGCUGUUGAAUUCGCAGCGGUAGCUGUUGCGUUGACGAGGAAGACUGAGGAGGUGUUAUUUGUGGAGCUCGUCGCAGUAGGGCUUGGGGAUACGUCGGUCGAGGUAGAGUUUGAGAUGACUGUGCUUGUAUCAUCAGACGAAGCCGUGGAGGCAGCAUCUACCGUCGAAUUUCCGAAAGACGUCGUGUUGUUUCCGCUUGACGUGGAGGUCGCUUCCGACAGGGUAGCUUCUGCCGAAGUAGUCGUGGCAUUGGACAAUGUAUCUGAUGACGCCGAUGUCGGCGAAGACGACGAAGCAUUGCCAUUUGUAUCGGAGGCCGUUUCUGUCGGAUCAGUCGUCGCAUUCGACGCGACUGUUGAUGGAGUCGUUGUGGGCGACACGAAUGUAGCAUUAACUUCCACGGUCGAGCUGGUUCCCGCCGGCAGACUUGUCGUGUUGAACGCCGUUGCUGACGAGGCCGGAGUGGAGGAUGUGACCGUGGCAUUACCAUCUGUGGCUGAGCUGCUUUGUGCCAAAGAAUUUGUUGCAUUUGCGACCACAUUUGAUGACGCUGUACUUGAUGCAGUACUUGCGAGACUUGCAUCUGUACUUGACGUAACUAAGGUUGACGAAGUAGUCGUAUUUGACCCCACAAUCGAUGGAGCUGUUGUAGACGAAGCGAAUGUUGUUGCAUUCACAAUGACGGCGUCCGUUGUGCUGACAACAGACGUGGGCGAUGAUGAUUCUGUGGUAGUGUUGUUGAACACUACUGUUGAGGAAGAUAUGGUCGUGUUCGUCUCACUGACCGUCGUCGACGCUGAAGCGAGAGUCGGAGAUACACUGGUCGCCGUAGUCGUCGAAUUCACAAAGUCCAUCGACGAGGAAGUCGAGGGCGCAGAAGGCGUGAGCGACGAGGAAGCAUCUCUAGAUGAUCGCGAGACCGUGCUAGUUGUGUUCUGGAAUGCAGUCGCCGAAGUGAAAAACGAUGUACUCGGAUUAUCGGACGUCGUGAGACUUGCGACGGUCGAUUGA